AUGAGCAGUAAUAACAGCCAAACACCAGCAGCUGAUACAACGAGCAGUAAUAACAGCCAAACCACAGCGGCUGAUACAUUGAGCAAUAAUAACAGCCAUACACCAGCAGCUGAUACAAUGAGCAGUAACAAUAACAGCAAAACAGCAGCAGCUGAUAUAAUGAGGAGUAAUAGCAGCCAAACCCCUGCAGCAGAUACAAUGAGCAGUAAUAACAGCCAAACACCAGCAGCUGAUACAAUGAGCAGUAAUAGCAGCCCAUCACCAGCAGCUGAUACAGAGAAGAGUAAUAACAGUCAAACACCAGCAGCUGAUGCAACGAGCAGUAAUAACAGCCAAACACCAGCAGCUGAUACAAUGAGCAGUAAUAGCCCAUCAACAGCAGCUGAUACAAUGAACAGUAAUAACAGCCAAACACCAGCAGCUGAUACAAUGAGCAGCAAUAACAACAGCAAAACAUAA
Molecule: messenger RNA, 459 nt
Organism: Protopterus annectens (West African lungfish)
Lineage: Eukaryota; Metazoa; Chordata; Ceratodontiformes; Protopteridae
Product: sericin-2-like
Exons: 1
Coding region: 1-459 (152 amino acids)
Source: RefSeq, a predicted model, not a curated record